Molecule: messenger RNA, 544 nt
Organism: Rosa chinensis
Lineage: Eukaryota; Viridiplantae; Streptophyta; Magnoliopsida; Rosales; Rosaceae
Product: heavy metal-associated isoprenylated plant protein 2-like
Exons: 3
Coding region: 117-446 (109 amino acids)
Molecular function (GO): metal ion binding
Source: RefSeq, a predicted model, not a curated record
GAAAUAUCCAUAUAUACCACAUCCUUCAGGUUUGUCAAAUAUAAAGUGGUCUGUCUUUGAUUCUACAAUGGGGGCAGAUAGUUGAAUCCUCCAAGUUCUCUUAUAUAGCUGCAACCAUGAAGAAAAUUGUAAUAAAAGUCAGCAUAAAUUGCCAGAUCUGCAAGACAGAUGUGUUGAAAGCCGUUACCAAGCUUCAAGGAAUAGAUAUUGUAGCCGUAGAUGGUCAGAAGGGAACAUUGACUGUCGUAGGAGAUGUUGAUCCAGUGUUGGUGGUGAGACGACUAAGAAAGGUUGGGAAAGUAGCAGAAAUUGUGAGUGUUGGACCCCCAAAGGCUUCUGAACCUAAGCCUCUUAUAUUCCUUGAUCUCCCUUCAUGCUGUAAUCAAUGUCAGCUUGUUGGAUUCAAAUAUGUUCCUUAUGAGGGUGGAGGGUGCCAUAUUCUUUGAGGUGUUCAUUUACUGAAUCAUGUUCCGUAAGACAUAUUUGUUCAAUGUUCCGUCUUCACAAGUUGUUGUAAAAUAAAAGGACAAAAAUCAUUACUUUC